AUGCACAUCGCCGAGUGCUACCAAAGCUGCCAACUACAACAUGCCAAAAUAGGAUCAUGUCUUGCGUUAUAUGAAACGGCAGCAAAAUGUGAGAAAGCUAAAAUUAAAGUGUUAAAUUGGAUUAAGUUUUUCAAUUGUCGUAAACGUGUUAGUCGUAUUAAUUUAUUUUUUUCGAUAUCGGGCGCUGAAUUAACAAAGCGUGUGCAUACAAAAGCGAUUCAAUGUAUGUUGAAACAAGAGGUCGGUUGGUUUGAUAGACAAGAAAACCAUAGUGGAGCACUUUGUGUACGCUUAUUGACGGAUGCAUUAGCUAUCCAAAAUAUUUUAACAAAACAAAUGGCGACAAAUAAUAAUAUUGAACGAUUGAAAGGUACUUGGGAUUAUAUUAAUGAAGAAAAUUUUGAUGAACUAUUGAAAGAACUUGGAGUUAAUCAAGAGAUACGUACAAUAGCUAAAACUUUUAAACCUCGUGUUACAAUUAAUGAAAAAGAUGGAAAAUGGUCAUUAAAAUCAGAAAAUACUUUUAAAACAACAACAGUUCAAUUUACCCCUGGAAUUGAAUUUGAAGAUGUAUCACCUGAUGGACAUCAAAUAACCAUGAUUAUUCAAUUUGAAAAUGGAAAAUGGAUUCAAAGAGUACGUUACAAAAAUGGAAAAGAAAUGUUUGUAGAACGAUGGAUCAAUGAUCAAGAUCAGUUAGAAGUCGUAUAUGCAAGAUACAACGGUGAAAGAAAACAAGACAAUACACAUGAAAAUCUUCAAGAACAAGGAUCCUACGAUUUCACUGUUGUUGGAUCGAGACCAGAUAUGCCAUAUGGUAUAAUUCAACUUAAACCUGCUAUGUCUAUAACGGAUGAGCACGAUGCUAAAAUUAAAAAACGUAAGGCAGCUAAACAUUAA
Messenger RNA from Didymodactylos carnosus, 900 nucleotides. The record is from the annotation of a GenBank genome assembly. Lineage: Eukaryota; Metazoa; Rotifera; Eurotatoria; Philodinida; Philodinidae.